This is a messenger RNA of Exophiala spinifera, 2181 nucleotides long. RefSeq lists its product as uncharacterized. Gene Ontology annotation, molecular function: DNA binding; DNA-binding transcription factor activity, RNA polymerase II-specific. NCBI's taxonomy places the organism in Eukaryota, Fungi, Ascomycota, Eurotiomycetes, Chaetothyriales, Herpotrichiellaceae. The record is from RefSeq and is a predicted model, not a curated record. Bases 1 to 2181 code for a protein of 726 amino acids. Gene Ontology annotation, biological process: regulation of DNA-templated transcription. The transcript has 2 exons.
AUGUCGUCCGACUUUGGCCAGCGCAUGCAGUUCCAGUUUCAUGUGGCCAGCUCUCCGGGGAGAUCCCCGACACAGGGUGUUAGGUUAACACCCUACACUGCAGCCGAAUAUGCCGACUUCAGGUACCCAGGGAUGAUAAGCGAAGAGGACGGAGGAUUGCAAAAGAUCUCAACCCGCCCGAGACUCACCAAGGAUCAAGCAGAGGCCCUGGAGGCUCAUUUCCAGGUUGAACGAAAACCCAGCUCUCAGACCAAGAAAGAUUUAGCCAUCCAGACCGGUUUGUCAGUUGGUCGAGUCGCGAACUGGUUCCAGAAUCGGCGGGCCAGAGCAAAACAACAAAGGAGACAGGAGGAGCACAAGGCUCAGCUCAUAUCCGCAGAUCGUAAGGAGAAAUGUCACAGUGGCGACAGGGAACGAGAUAGUGGUGACGAGAGGUGGCGGAGUCGUAAAGAUGAAGAUCCUGCAAUCGAUCCUCCUUCAUCUGCUGUUCCAGAUGAAAGGUUUUUCGGUAUGACUCCUCGCUUCGUCACCAGGCUCCCUAGCGAGGCUCCCUCAGUCUUGGGAGUCCCACCCGAUAUUCCAGAUCUUGAAGAUGAGAGCCACAAGAGUUUACCAGGGACACCGUCUUCGGAGAGCAACAUUGAAGAUGAGGACGUUCCUCAUGCCAACGCUCAUCCAUUAGCAGAUGGGCCGAAGACCCGCAUGAGGACGUACGAGACUACUAGUCACCCGACCUGCAGCGAUGCGGAAGAUAUGGUGGUCUCCGAAGGGGAACUCUCAUUCAUGGCCACCCCCUCCCCUGGGGAUUUACGAUACAACGGCGAGGAGCUGCCGAAUCUACAGCAAUCGAUCAUCAAAGGCCUAGCCACAGAGCGCAUUUCAGAUGCAUACGUAACAUUGCUCGUACGAGCAAGAGGGGGAGGAGAGCAGGCGCGCGGAUCUCAAACUGGUUCAAAUCUCAGAAGCAGCUCAAAAUCGGGCUCAAAUUCUUCACAGACAACUACCUCCAGCCUUAAUUAUUUCAAUAAGCGCUCACACCCCGACCACGAAGGCGAUGAAGAGAACGAGAGGCCUCCCCCAAAGCGACCAAGUAGCAGAGUAAAACUCAGCCCUGGGCAAGACGGCAAGCUUCUGGCCUGCCCCUAUGCAAAGUUCGAUCCAGCGCGGUACUCGGAACGCAACACGACUGAAAUACAGUACCGUGGAUGCUCAAGCUGCUUUCUCACAACGAUCCCCCGCCUCAAGCAACAUCUGUAUCGCGUACACAGCCGGCCAAAGCAUUACUGCUCAUGUUGUUUCGAAUCCUUUGAGACGGCGAUACUCCUCGACGAGCAUGUCCGAACGAGAUCGUGCAAUGUGUCGCCCCCGCGCUUCGAAGAGAAAAUGACCGUCGACCAAAUGGCUGAGAUCAGACGAAGGACUCCGCGCGAAGACCAAAUCAAAAGCUGGUUCGCCAUCUUCCGCAUCCUCUUCCCGCAGGCGGAUUUGCCGACCACUCCCUUCAUCACCAGUUACAAUGAAGAGUGCGUCCAGCAUAUCCUAAGCUACUUCGAACGUGAGGCGCCGCAAAUGUUGGCGGACGCUCUUGCGCCAGAGCUGGAUGCCCCAGCACUUCUUCUCAACUCCGAACAGCGGAGGAUGCUCGAUGACAUAUUAGAAAUGACGUUCAGGCGUGUUCUGGUGGUCAUGACGCGGAAUGCACGGGAGAGACAGGAUCUUCAACAGCAGCGCAACUAUCCAUCGACGGACAAUUCAGCCUCUCCAGGCCCGUCGAGGAGCUUGGAAGAUUCUAUGCCCAUGCGACAGGAAGCCGGGGACUCUGAAGCGUCUCUUCCGUCCCAACAAACCGAUUUCCAACUGAGCUCCAAUCCAGAUGCACCAUCCCGAGAUUCUCUUGCCGAGGCUGACCCCUGGCAAAUGGUCAGCACACAGCAAGUAGAGGGGAAUGAUUCCCAACACGCAGACAUAGCACGUUUUGCUCCGAACACCGCUGAUGUGGCGCAGCUACCUGCAUUCCUGCCAGAGCAAGGGGAGUGGGACGCGAUUGACUACAGCCUGGCUAGCGAGGAGUGGCAACGGCUGGUGAAUGCAGCAGGACCGUUGGAUUGGUGGCAAGAUGAUUCCUUCUGUCGGGUGGAUGACAAUAUGGCCCUUCCCCCAGUUCAACCGUCUUUGCCGUAG